Messenger RNA from Tachysurus vachellii, 4126 nucleotides. It is a transcript of the gene fam171b, whose product is annotated as family with sequence similarity 171 member B. The coding region runs from base 243 to 2543 and encodes 766 amino acids. The record is from RefSeq and is a predicted model, not a curated record. Lineage: Eukaryota; Metazoa; Chordata; Actinopteri; Siluriformes; Bagridae. The transcript has 8 exons.
CUAAACCCGCGUGUCAAUCUGGCAACCCUGCCUCCGCCGCAUGAUUGGCCGGUAGAUGGCGCGAUGACGUAAUGAUGGACCACAGUGACGCGUAGAUCUUCCGUGCGCCUUGACCGUGAUGUUCAUCACCACGACGUGACCGGGGGAAGGGGAAGGGCAGGAAACACACAACAACAAUAACACCAACAAGAGAAGGAGAACCGUGGAGGAGCGCUGGAGGAAUCAGUGAUGUCUCUCUCGCCAUGCCGCAUCCCGCCGCGUACCUGCUGCUGCUGCUGCUGCUGCUCUCCGUCGCGCUCGCGCUCACCGAGGCCGCGGAGCUGAGGGGUCUCGAGCACAAUGAGGAGACGCCUUCGCGUAAUGGACGUCGGGAGGAGACGGUGACCGCGCCUGCGGAGGCGUUUUCAUCUCUGACGCUGAAGGUGUGGGUGAAGGACGCAUCCAGUCAACGGUACCUGAGAGGCGCCGAGGUCCGGGUGUUUGUCAGCGGAUCUCUGCUACAGUCUAGCCAAACUGAGGAAAAUGGAGAAGUGCUUCUGAAUGUACCCUACCAGCUGGGGGUCACCCUCACUCUGGUGGCCAGCAUGGAGGCCUACAUGCCCACUCAGCUGCCCUGGAAGACCACCAAGAUGCCCAUAUUUUCUGCUGUUACGAUGUCCUUGGUCCCACAAACCCAAGGCAACAUCUGGCUCUUUGAAGACACCGUGUUAAUAACUCGAAAAACAUCUGAUGUGUCAUCACAGCCUAUUGUCCAGUUCCCCAAGAGCCUGCUCUUACUCCCGGAGAACACCACCAUCUCUGCAGUGACCGCUUAUCUGACCGUUCCAGCUCCACCUCCAGAGAAAGACGGUCAUUUCUGUACCAUGGGGGUCUUCAACAGCAAAGGAGGUAACAGGAGCGUGAAAUUGAGCCCCGUGGCAGUGCUGAGUGCUCAACUGCGCACCGACGGAAAAGAUAUUGACGUCAAAGGGCCAAUCCAGCUCACGGUACCUUUACCGUACCGCAACCAUCUCAGAGCCUCGGACUCCAUACCUGCCUGGACCUUUGACCUGACCACAGGUACCUGGGUGAACAAAGGUAUCGGCUCUGUUAGAAUGGAAAGAAAUGGUCUGGUCUGGACCUAUGUCGCUCCUCACCUUGGGAACUGGAUUGCAGCACCGUCUCCAACAUCUAACGGUUACACAGGACAUGCAACUUCGAUGGAUUUCAUCUCAUACCAUACAUACCUUCUUUUGGGCAUCUUGGGUGGGACUCUUGUGAUCAUCAUUGGAUUUUUAUCUGUGAUUUUAUGUCACUGCAGAGAGUUGAACCAUGAGACCGAAAGGAGAAGAUGGAUCUCCACUAGACUGUCAAUCAUCAAGAAAGACCAGACCACAUCUACCAGCACAGAUGAAGUCCAUGAGCCCUUGUACAAUAACGGAGACCAUAACGGCGAUAGGUCUUACUCAAUGGCUGCAGGUGUGUCAGCAUCUCCGCGACAUCAAACCAAUUAUAAUAUCUAUGUUGAUAACAUUUGCCGGCCUGCAGUGAACCUGUACGAGAACAUCGGAACUGCUUGCCUAGAGAACCUCAGAGUUACAGUACCAAACUUGUAUGUAAACGGUGAUGAAGUAGCAAAGCUUAGAGAGAUGUCUGAUAAGAGCACUUCACGGCAAGCCCCUGGAGAAAAUUCCACAUAUCGAGACAAGCUGUUCCACAUCUACAACCAGCCUGUGGCCAUUGUCCAAGCUCCAGAACAUUUCCCUGCCCAGGGACAGACCGAGUCCACUGGAAGCCGAUGUGCCACCUUUCCCCGGAAUGGCUUGGAGCACGGAGCACAGACUGAGCGAAACCUGAAGGACAGUUUCACCCAAACACUGCCAAAACCCCCACAACAAGACAACAAUGUGCAGCCUGCUCUAGAAGGCCCACAGAUCUCCACUGCCAACCCAGGAAUCUGGGGUCGUUAUAGCCACUUGCUUGAGUCUGUCUCUGUCCCGGGAACCCUGAAUGAGGCGGCUGGAAUGGGUGCUUUCCAUGGUGAGCUACAGGGAAUAUCCGAGCAGACCCUGCUGGAGCUUUCCAAGGCCAAGCCUUCUCCUCUGCCUCCUCGAGCAUGGUUUGUAUCUUUGGAUGGUAAACCAGCAGCCCAAGUACGCCAUUCCGUAAUCGAACUCCAAGGAAGGCACCGGCCAGGAAGCAGCAACGACACCAGCCUGGACUCUGGGGUAGAUAUGAAUGAGCUUCAGCAGUUAGUACGCAAGAGUGAUCAGGAAGGACCAUCGAUCACCAACAUGCCCAAAGUAGCAAGGAACCGUGGCCAUGAGGAACAGGACUUGAGUAGUAGUGAAAUCGGAAGUCCCGAAGAUACGUCUCUGAGGAACACGCUGGAGGGCAGCAGUGCAGCUAUCCCAAACAUCCCAGAGGAUCAAGAUGCUGGUGACACAUCCAGCGAGUCCAGAUCCACCCCACCACCCAGAAGACUACGCAAGGUACGGGACAAGAGGCCAGAUAAGAAAGCAACUCGACAUCUGAGGGAGGAAAGAGCGCUAACAAAACGUUAGGUCAAUCUACUGUGUGUGCUGAGCUUUGGCGACAGCCACAUAUUUCUGUUUUCCAUCAACCUGCCUUAUUGUAGUAUUAUUGAGAAAGAUUCCACACAAAGACCUGUCUAAACCAUUGGAGCAUAGUUUUCUUAAAUCAAUUUCUGUAGUGUUUGCAAGUUUUCUGCAUCCAGCUAUUGCCCAUCCAUGACACCAGUUCGUCGUUCCUACACAACAGCUUCACAUCUCACACCUUCCAAUGUUGUGUUUGUACAAAGUCUUAUGUUUACAAGAGUGCAUUGCAAUACCAUGUAUCCGGUUAUUUUUUUCCACUGUGAGCACAAUGCCUGUAUGUACAAAGCUUUUUUUUAUACUAAUUAUGAGUCUGAAUACUCAAUGGAAUGUUUGGAACAGGAUGAGAGUUUGCUUGAGGUCACGUCAUUUAAUUGUAAAUUCAGGUGUAGAUAUGUGAAGUUAGCAAACGUUAAUUGCCACCGGAGUGCUAAUAUUUAGUGAUAAAAAUAAAAUCAUGCAAAAUUUGACAUCCGGAAUUUCAAGAUAUGGGAAAUGUUAUGAAGCGACAAGGAACGUCAGGUAUAUAAACUGAAAGUGAAGUGACGUGACAUACGGCUAAGUACGGUGACCCAUACUCAGAAUUCGUUCUCUGCAUUUAACCCAUCCAAAGUGCACACACACAGCAGUGAACACACACACACCCGGAGCAGUGGGCAUUUAUGCUGUGGCGCCCGGGGAGCAGUUGGGAGGGUUCGGUGCCUUGCUCAAGGGCACCUCAGUCGUGGUAUUGCCGGCCCGAGACUCGAACCCACAACCUUAGGGUUAGGAGUCAAACUCUCUAACCAUUAGGCCACGACUUCCCACCAUUAGGCCGCAACUUCCCAACCUGUACAGGAUCUUUUUUUCUGGCAUUCAGGAAAAAAUAACUAUUCGGAGCAUUCCCUGCUGGAGCUUGUCGGCCUUUAUGUUUUUUUGUUUUGUCUUGCACUGAAAAUUGUUUCGAUUCCUCAUAUUUGCAUGCAGAUUUUUAUUUUGUGUUAGAGAAUGAAGCAACAAACAUCAGACUUUUGCUUCAGGUUUUGUUUUACCAAGGUUUCAUCUCCAAACACAUCAACAUGAAAUUAUGUAACCGCUAUCGAUCCAGCAAACCAUGAUGUUUUGUGCAUAGCUAUUUUGGUGGACUUUAAUGGAAAUUAAUGACCAGCAGCCAGUCAGAUUGAAUAAGCUUUUUUUCCUUCUUUUAAAAAAAAAAAAAUAUUGACGACUAAAAGCAAACAGGUAGCAGAGGUACAGUAUAUGAUCUUGGGUUUGUCAAGCAAAUUGAUUUUGAUAUUAUGCUGAUAAAAUAGUUCUGCAUGACUGAAAAUAUUUUUUUUUCCCUUUGUAGAUAGUUUCAAGUCAGUUUUCACAUUGUACUGUGUAUCAUUUAUGUAAAUUACUUACCACUUUAAAUGGGGAUGUUCCCUCAUUUCUUGAAUGCUUUGCUGACCGGUUUGUGAUUUGCAGUUUUUGUGCACAUCAAUAAAAGAACUAGCCAGUGUUCGAUGUAAUAGUUUUAGUGGUUUAUUUAAAGAUGUAUUUAAAAGCUG